CCUGACCGCGCAGCUGUCUGCCGCGUAGUUACAGCCCGCGACCCGCCAAGACGUUCUCCGGCCGGGUGGGAUAUUGAUAUCUUUGCCGGAUAGACUAAACGGACAGGCGGGUCGUCCGACUUAUCGAUUUUAACACUCGUUUGAAUGGAAGCGGACGGUUUCGUGUCCCGGCGAACGUCCGUGGAAACAGCGGGCGUCGAUAGUCGGGUUGCAGGUGCUGCUGCCGGGGCAGAUAUUCGAUGGCUGGGUGGCAGACUUCUCAACGCGACGGGGGGGUUUGUUGGGUCUCUUUCUACCCGGAUGGAACAGGACUUUUCCCCGGUGUUGCAUCGGGCAACUAUGGAGACCUCGACCUCUGUCGAGCCAGAAAUAGACUAUGAAGGACUGCCUCAGGGAGUACCGACCCGCACUCACAUGUUGGCAGGAGCUGUGGCCGGAAUCAUGGAGCACUGCCUUAUGUACCCUAUCGACUGUGUCAAGACUCGAAUGCAGAGCCUGCACCCAGAGCCAGGAGCACGUUACCGGAAUGUGAUGGACGCCUUGCGGCAGAUUGUGCGGACCGAAGGUGUGUGGCGGCCAAUCAGAGGUGUGAAUGUGCUGGCGGUGGGGGCAGGACCCGCCCACGCCCUCUACUUCGCCUGUUACGAGAAGAUCAAGUUCUCUCUCAGUGACGCCAUUCACCCAGGUGCUAACAGCCACUUUGCAAAUGGACUGGCAGGCUGCAUGGCCACGGUGCUGCACGACGCCAUCAUGAACCCGGCCGAAGUGGUGAAACAGCGAAUGCAGAUGUUUAACUCUCCAUACCGCGGCGUCUUGGACUGUAUGGGCUCUCUGCUGAGACACGAGGGCCCGGCCGCUUUCUACCGCAGCUACACCACCCAGCUGACCAUGAACGUGCCGUUCCAGGCGCUCCACUUCAUGACCUACGAGUACCUGCAGGAGCUCCUCAACCCCCACAGACAGUACAACCCCUCCUCCCACGUCGUGUCUGGUGCAUUGGCUGGAGCCCUAGCCGCCGCCGUCACCACUCCCCUCGACGUUUGCAAGACCCUUCUCAACACCCAGGAGGCUCAGGCCAUUCAUGUGAUCCAAGCUGAGGCGGCGACAGCAGCCGGAGGGGUCGGAGCAGCAGCCGCCGCUUCAGCCUCUGGAAGCCGCCACAUCUCUGGCUUGGGCGAGGCUUUUCGGACUGUCUACAGAAUGGGUGGCUCGGUCGCCUUCUUCAAGGGCGUCCAAGCUCGGGUCAUCUACCAGAUGCCAUCUACAGCCAUCAGCUGGUCCGUCUACGAGUUCUUCAAAUACAUCAUCACCAAGCGCCAGCAUGAGCGACGGCUACACGGAGACAAGUAAACACUUGUUGAUGGUGUCGGGUAUCGGCAACACAAAGGUUUAUGGCAUUGUACCGGUCACUGGUGUCGGUAUUAGUUUCUAAACACAGAAGGUCUGAAGAGCUCCAGAGUUUAUAUUCUCUGGGCUUUUAGUCGGUUUUUCAUCAUGUUUACUGAGAUUAAAUAAGCACGGUCCGAUCUAGUUCAUAGCCAGAGGUUUUAGACAACUUGUCUGGAAAACCUUAGUCAUGAGCUUGAUUAAAUGUCAAACAGUGACAAGAUGGUUUCCAAAAACUGCCCAAUUAAGUUCUAACGCUUACACUAAUUUAAUUUUAUUUUUAAACAACAUCAGCAAUUGGUGCUAAAUGGCAAAAUAUUAGAUAAAGGGUUACAGAUGUAUUAAAGAAAGUCAGUGUUCACAAACUCUACUUUUGAAUGAACAGAGUUUCAAUUGGCAAGUUUGGUUUUACCUCUGAACUCCACAUCGCUAGAUUUUAACAAACUAUGAGUGAGGCCAAGUGUAAAGUGCUGAUUUUCAGCUUUAGUUUAAGGAUGUUUAUGACUACUUCUAAAUAAGCUGCAGAAACUGUGGUGGCUUUUACUCAUGACAAACAUGAAAAGGACCCCCAGUCCUGCACUGCUCUGAUGAGCACUAAAGCUGAGAGUCAGCACUUCAUCAUCAACAUUAGUCAGAGUUUAGAUACUGAUAGUGUUGGCAUUAAAAUCAGGUCUUUUUUCAUUGCAAGCAAUUGAGUCUACACUUGUUAGAAGAAUAUAAGAGUUAAUAUUAGUGACAUAUAUCCAGAUGCUUCAGAUUGUGCUGUAAACGGCUUUAUCCUGCUGAAACAUGUUACCAUACAUCUUUUCAUGAUCACUAGGGGGCACACUACUCAACCUCAUUACCACUAGUGGAGGAACAGCAGAGGUGUGAAGUUACAGAAUCGGCUUAAGUAAAAUUAGACAGCAUAUCUAAGCUGAUGAAAUGUAAAAUUCUAUUGCAUGGGGACAGAUUUACAGUGAGACAAGGUAAAUGUAAUUAAAAUAUAGAUCACCAGAGGGACAUGAAGCAUGAAAGUCAUGAACUUUUAGGAACAUCUGUGUGGGAUACAGUAAAUCUUCAUGUCUGUUGCAGUGGUUGAAUGAGGAGAAAUAUAGUCUGAUAGACUGAACAGAUAUGAUCUCAAUUUAGCUGAGCAUUCAUUGUUGGUGGACAAAUAACGCACAGCAGCAUGAUGUUUAUUUGAACCUAUUUUUGGUGCACAAGCGCCUCAAACUCGUACCUCAGAGAAGCUGAAUUUCACUUCUACACCAACUGAGUGCUUUCAUAUCGUCACACUGAUAUUCUACAGACUGAGCUCUGUGAGUCAAGCUUCUGUUACUGACUAAAACUAGACUUAAACAAAAUUUGGAAACUAAAAUCUAAUUCCACACUUUUUUACAAACUAAAAAAGCCCUGAAAUAACUGAAUACAUUCUGCACACUUUAAUGAUUUAGUGUUAAACUGAGAAUCAUAACUUUAUUUUGUUCACAGUAAACACAUAAGGAAUCCUUGAAAGCAAACUGAACAAACCAAGUCAUGACAGUAUUAUUUUCUUGCUUAUUUUAUUUGGUUAAGCUGCACACACUCCUAGUACUUCAAGGACAAUUCUGGGUGAAAUUGAAACAAGUGAGUGAAACAAUUAAUAUUACUACUCCACAUGCCUUCAGUUAGCCGCCAUACAUCAACGCACAAAUACCACAGAGAGAUCCUCAGAUAUAUAAAUAUAUAUAAAUAGAAAAUUAUGUUUUGAAGCCAUAGAACUAAAAUACUGUACAUAAAACAUGCAUAUGAAUAUGGGCAAAUGGAUAAACCCAAAAUCUGUAACCAGCUAAGUUCUUAAGUAACUAUUAAUGCUGUAAAACUGCAGGUAUUUAUAGAACGCACAUAAAAUUCACACUGUAAUGUAGCUAAACAAAAGGCCUGGAAUAUUUUAAAUAGACAGACCAUACGGUUGGGGAAAAAAAUGUAAGCGUUAAGAGGGGAAAGGUGGUUUAAAAAUGAUUGUAGGAGUUUUCCUCAUCUUAUGCCAAGUGUCAAGAUUAGGAAACCAAAGACUGAGCAAUAGAGCAGAGAAAACGGGAGUGGACGCAGCGAUCUGUCGGAUUACGACACUAAUGUGAAAUGCUUGAAAACUGUUGGAAAGCGACACCUGUAUUUUGUGAAUUGUAAAUAAAGGCAGCUCCUCGCAGAAGCAGGGUCUUCUCUUGGUGCUGACUCUCCAAGUGCUGAGAGAAAUGAAA
Messenger RNA from Sphaeramia orbicularis (orbiculate cardinalfish), 3608 nucleotides. RefSeq names its product mitoferrin-2-like. The coding region runs from base 145 to 1350 and encodes 401 amino acids. Lineage: Eukaryota; Metazoa; Chordata; Actinopteri; Kurtiformes; Apogonidae. Gene Ontology annotation, molecular function: ferrous iron transmembrane transporter activity. Gene Ontology annotation, biological process: iron import into the mitochondrion. Gene Ontology annotation, cellular component: mitochondrial membrane. The transcript has 4 exons. The record is from RefSeq and is a predicted model, not a curated record.